ACUUUAUUUAAAAUUAGAUGGCAUUACCUCUAUUAGUUGUCCUUUAUCUGAUAAACCAUCUAAUGGUAUGCAAUUUGAUUCUUGGGAAGUUGCUGAACUUUAUAUAAGAGAAUAUGGAAAGAAGAGAGGAUUUGCGAUCAAGAAAUAUAGAACAGAAUCGUCAUCUGAUGGAUCACAUAUUAAUUUAUGUAAUCUUGAAAGUAAGAAUGGUGUAUACGUGAGUUUUAUCGAGCUUAAUCAUAAUCAUGACUUAAAUGUUGAUAAUACAAAAUGUAAUGUAGCAAUUGAACGAGCAGUUAUUUAUGGACAUUGUGAUGCACACACCAUAAGGAACUUAUUACAACCAUUAUUUCCUGAUCAACUUUUUCUUACCCAAGAUCUUUCGAAUGCCAUUCAAAAAAUUAAACACAAAUAUAAAAUUACUGGUUUGGAUGCUUCACAAUUGUUGAAGUAUCUUUUUGAGAAACAAAAAAAAGAACCUAUAAUGUUUAUACAACCUUUUAUUAAUAAGGACAGUGAUAGAUUAU
Racocetra fulgida is the source of this 527-nucleotide messenger RNA. The record is from the annotation of a GenBank genome assembly. NCBI's taxonomy places the organism in Eukaryota, Fungi, Glomeromycota, Glomeromycetes, Diversisporales, Gigasporaceae.